This is a messenger RNA of Physella acuta, 1965 nucleotides long. Its product is annotated as sodium-dependent phosphate transport protein 2B. NCBI's taxonomy places the organism in Eukaryota, Metazoa, Mollusca, Gastropoda, Physidae. Gene Ontology annotation, molecular function: sodium:phosphate symporter activity. Gene Ontology annotation, biological process: sodium-dependent phosphate transport. The record is from RefSeq and is a predicted model, not a curated record. Gene Ontology annotation, cellular component: brush border; vesicle; apical plasma membrane.
AUUAUCAUCCCGGCCCCGGUCUUCGAUGACCCUGACAGUAGCGACACAGACGACUCGGAGGUGCCGGAGGUUCCGUUCAAAGGUAUGACUUUGAAACAGAAAUGUCGAAUGGUCGCCAUCGUGUGCAUAAAGCUGAUUUCCUUCCUGGGGUUUCUUUACUUUUUCAUCAUCUCCCUUGGCCUGCUGGAGGCAGCGUUUCAGCUGCUGGGAGGUAAAACAGCAGGGGCGGCUUUCAGCAGUGGGGUCCUGUCUAACCCGUUAGCCGGGCUAAUGAUUGGGGUGCUGGCGACGGUCCUGGUACAGAGUUCUUCCACCUCCACGUCCAUCGUCGUCACAAUGGUGGGCUCAAGCAUUAUACCAGUCGACAAAGCGGUGUAUAUUGUAAUGGGAGCUAACAUAGGAACAUCGGUGACAAACACGAUUGUGUCCCUUGCCCAGGCCAACAAAAGGAACGAGUUCAGGCGUGCUUUCUCUGGAGCUACGGUCCACGACAUGUUCAACUGGCUGACCGUCAUCGUGCUGCUGCCCCUGGAGGUGGCCGUGGGCUACUUACACUGGCUGUCCGGCCUGGUGGUCGACGCUCUGGGGGUGGAGGGCAACCAGGACCAGGCCCCGGAUAUGUUGAAGGCGGUCACACAGCCGUUCAUACACGCCAUAGUGGAGAUCAACAAAACCGUCAUCCGUGACGUGGCCCAGAACUCCAGCGCCUCACCCGGCGACGUCCUGCUCCGCUGGUGCCGGACGGAGAGGCGGGAGGUGAACCGGACCUUCCACCACACGGGGACACGGCUGGUCAACUGUAAGGACCUGCACGUGACCUCGCCCCUGUGGGAGCCGUGCCAGAGGACCAACCACGACCCCGACGGUGACCCUAGAAACGUCACGGUGCCCAUGGAGUGGGUCACGUUUGGGCUGGUCAAUGAAACGAAAAACGUGGAGAGAUGCUACAACCUGUUCGCCCAGACGGACCUCCCAGACGCCGCAGUCGGCGCCAUUCUUCUCGCCGUCUCUCUGAUCCUUCUUCUCGCCGCCUUGUGCUUGAUCGUGCACACCCUCAACUCCAUGCUGUCCGGGUCGGUGAGCCGGGUCAUCAAGAAAACCAUCAACGCCGACUUCCCCAAACCUUUCGCCUACCUGACCGGCUACGUGGCGAUCCUGGUCGGGUGCGGCAUGACCAUGAUCGUCCAGAGCAGCUCGGUCUUCCUGUCCACCCUCACCCCGCUCGUCGGACUCGGCAUCGUUUCCGUUGACCGGAUGUACCCGAUGACUUUGGGGUCAAACGUCGGGACGACGGUCACCGCUAUACUCGCCGCCCUGACGCAGAGCGGAGAAAAACUCCGCCUGGCGCUUCAGAUUGCGCUGUGUCACCUGUUCUUCAACGUCACGGGCAUCGUCAUGUUCUACCCCGUCCCUUUCUUACGCUGGCCCGUGGGUCUGGCGAAGAUUCUGGGCAAGACGACCGCUAGACACCGCUGGUUUGCGUUGUUCUAUAUCCUGAUGAUGUUCCUCAUCCUCCCUGGGUUCAUCUUCGCCUUAUCCAUCGCCGGCUGGGUCUACCUCGGCGUUAUCGGGGGUCCCAUUUUACUCGUCGUCCUCAUCAUCGCCGUCGUUAACGCCUUACAGACCAGGAAACCGUCGCUACUUCCGGUGAAACUCCGCGACUGGGAGUUCCUUCCCUUGUGGUGCCACUCGCUUGAUCCCGUGGACGAGCUUAUCGAGCGCGCGUGCCGGUGCCAGUCGUGUCAGGUGUUGCCGAGGUCAUCGCAGGACGAGAGCAACACGGGCGUGGAGAUGGAGGUCAAGGUCACUGAGACGGCCGCCGGCGGGAAGACGAAGCAGGGAGUGACCACGUGUCCGGGAGAGUCGACAUCCGGUUGUAAGCACGAUGGCUGCGGUCACACCGCGGACAGGAAAAUAACCGGAGUUGUCAACUGCGCUUAUCAGCAUGACUCUACAGCGUUAUGA